UUCCCAAUAUGGUUAUCAUGGAAAGAUAGAAAACUGUUACAAGCUCCGGUUACCGAAACCAAGUUCGAUCUCGUUGUUGCCAAGGACGGCACUGGUAACUUCACCAACAUCACCGCCGCUGUAGCUGCCGCUCCGUACAACAGUGACACACAAUAUUUGUGAUCUAGAAAAAAGCCGGGGCUUAUUUUGAAAAUGUGGAAGUGGAAAGGAAGAAGACAAUGCUUAUGCUCGUGGGAGAUGGGAUCGGGAAGACAGUGGUGAAGGCCAGCAGGAACGUGGUUGAUGGAUUCACAACUUUCAGCCCUGCCACAGUCGCUGUGGUGGGAGUCGGUUUCAUAGCCAAAGGGAUAACCAUUGAGAACUCAGCAGGACCGAGCAAACACCAAGCCGUGGCAUUAAGGACUGGCUCCGACUUUUCUGCAUUUUAUAAAUGCAGCUUCGUCGGCUACCAAGACAUUCUCUACGUCCAUUCCUUUUGGCAAUUCUAUCGCGAAUGCGAAGUGUACGGCACCAUCGACUUCAUCUUUGGAAACGCGGCCGCGGUUUUCCAAAGCUGCAAUUUGUAUGCUCGUAACAUUUUCGCAGCACAAGGAAGGGAAGACCCUAACCAAAACACCGGCAUUUCGAUUUUGAACAGUAAGAUUGCCUCCGCCGCGGAUUUGAUACCGGUGAAAUCAUCGUUCAAGACGUAUUUGGGGCGACCCUGGAAAGAGUAUUCUAGGACUGUUAUUAUGCGUUCGUACAUUGAUGACUCGGUCGAUCCUGCCGAAUGGUUAGAAUGGAAUGGGACGUUUGGUUUGAGUACACUUUAUUAUGGGGAGUAUUUGAACAGAGGGCCAGGGUCGAAUACGAUUGCAAGGGUAAAUUGGCCUGGUUAUAGGGUCAUCAAUAAUGCCACUGAGGCGAGUCAGUUCACUGCUGGGGCGUAUAUACAAGGAAAUGAUUGGCUAAAUUCUACUGAUAUUCCAUUCUCUCUCGGUUUGUAAAUCAUUGGCAGUUCAUUUAAAGACCUGCU
This is a messenger RNA of Hibiscus syriacus, 1015 nucleotides long. Its product is annotated as pectinesterase-like. Gene Ontology annotation, biological process: cell wall modification. The record is from RefSeq and is a predicted model, not a curated record. Gene Ontology annotation, molecular function: pectinesterase inhibitor activity; pectinesterase activity. Lineage: Eukaryota; Viridiplantae; Streptophyta; Magnoliopsida; Malvales; Malvaceae.